Molecule: messenger RNA, 1152 nt
Organism: Fomitiporia mediterranea MF3/22
Lineage: Eukaryota; Fungi; Basidiomycota; Agaricomycetes; Hymenochaetales; Hymenochaetaceae
Product: histone deacetylase 8
Exons: 6
Coding region: 1-1152 (383 amino acids)
Source: RefSeq, a predicted model, not a curated record
AUGUCGUUUCUCAAGAGCUUGCCAAAUAACAGGAAUCGCUCAUUCCUGGUCCACUCACUAAUCAAAAGCCUCGGACUCCUGUCUUCUGCCAAUCCAGAGAAUGGUCAGUCGGCUACUCUUCGCAUUAUCCGACCACGCCUUGCUUCCGUGGAAGAGCUCUGCCUUUACCACGACAAGGACUACAUCGAUUUUGUCUUAAAUUCUGGCAAUGAAACUGCAUCAUCACAUCAAAAUGAUUGUCCUCCUUUUCCUGGACUGGGAAGAUAUGUGCAGAUGGUGGCUGGUGCCACACUCAGUGCUGCUGAAGCCCUCAAGUCAGGAAACGUUGAUGUGGCAAUUGCUUGGGAUGGCGGAAGGCAUCAUGCACAGAAAUCCAAAGCGGCCGGAUUUUGCUACGUAGCAGACUGUAUCAUCGCGAUUCUAUCUCUUAAACGCGGAUCUGUCUUGCGCAUUCAUCCAGAUAGGAGGAAAGCACGCAUCAUGUACAUUGAUUUCGACUUACAUUUCUCGGAUGCCGUCUCAGAGUGCUUUUACAAGUCUGCGUCUGCGGGCAACAACGCUCAGGUUUUGACUCUAUCCAUUCAUUAUACGGCUCCAGGGUUUUACCCCGCACAUCCUCUGUCGUCACUGCCGGACAUCACAUCUCCGAAUUCAGAUCCUUUCACACUUUCAUUACCCCUGAAGCAAGGCGCUUCUGCAAAAACGUUCGCAAGGAUAUGGGGUGUCGUCCAAGACGUAAAAGAUGUAUUUAAACCCGAUUACGUUGUUGUGCAGUGCGGUGCAGACGGAUUAGCCGGAGAUCCGCAUGGUAUCUGGAAUUGGAGUGUUGGGAACGAAAAGGGGAGCAUGCAGUGGUGUGUAGGCGAAAUUAUUGAGAAAUGGGAGACAAAGGUAUUGCUUUUAGGAGGAGGAGGUUACAAUUCCGCAAAUGUUGCCAGAGCCUGGGCUUCUUUAACAUCGGGGGCCCUCGGACGUCAUUUCCCACCGGAUACCCCGAUACCAGACCAUAUUGCUUUCCCAUUAUAUUCUCCGUCAUUCACUCUGGACGUACCAGCAGGGAACAUGCGAGACGAGAAUUCGGACGAUUAUCUGUGUGAGGUCGAAGGAGUAUAUAGAGACAUAGUUUGUAGGCUUGAGGAACGAUGCCAAUAG